CCUGCUGCCACCAUAGACAUGACACUUCUCCCCUGUCUCUCCUGACCCUGCUGCCACCAUAGACAUGACACUUCUCCCCUGUCUCUCCUGACCCUGCUGUCACCAUAGACAUGACACUUCUCCCCUGUCUCUCCUGACCCUGCUGCCACCAUAGACAUGACACGUCUCCCCUGUCUCUCCUGACCCUGCUGUCACCAUAGACAUGACACUUCUCCCCUGUCUCUCCUGACCCUGCUGUCACCAUAGACAUGACACUUCUCCCCUGUCUCUCCUGACCCUGCUGUCACCAUAGACAUGACACUUCUCCCCUGUCUCUCCUGACCCUGCUUUCACCAUAGACAUGACACUUCUCCCCUGUCUCUCCUGACCCUGCUGCCACCAUAGACAUGACACUUCUCCCCUGUCUCUCCUGACCCUGCUGCCACCAUAGACAUGACACUUCUCCUGCUCCUACUCUCAGCCGGUGUAUGCUGCACAGCCGCACUCAGCCGCCUCAAACAGUUCCAUCUCAUUGAAAGGAGUUUAAACUGGACAGAAGCACAAGACAUCUGCCGGGAGAACUAUACCGACCUCGUCACUUUGUACAAUCGGGAGGAAUCUGAGCAGCUGAAACAGUUAAUGGCAUCUCAAUGCAGCUAUAAAGCCUGGAUAGGUCUCCAUCGCACAGAGCACAGUCUGAAAUGGUCCAAUGGAGACACUGUUAAUGACACUGCAUGGUCACCACUUCCAAGCCCGUGCACAGAGCCAACGUGUGCAGCCAUACUCAAAGAUAAUACAACAUGGAAGAAUUGUAAAGAGCAGAAAUACUUCAUGUGUUACAGAGAAGGGUCUGGUGAUUCCUUCCUGAUUGAACAGAACAUGACCUGGUAUGAGGCUCAGAGUUACUGCAGGGAGAACUACACUGACCUGGUCAGCAUCAGGAACGAGGGACAGAAGGAGGAAGUGAAGAACAAAGGGAUGAACAACAUCUCUUCUUACUGGAUCGGCCUCCUGUAUGAUGACUGGGAGUGGUCUGAUGGAGGGAGAUCUGCCUACAGAGACUGGUCCACAGUGUAUGUUCCAAAUGUAUACUAUCCUAUAGCAGGACUGAAUCACACUGUUCUUUACCAGACUUUAAAAGGUAUACUCACAGUGGGAAAUGGAGGUUAUGAAGGAUGUACACUCUGCUCUGAAGUUCGCAUCCACAAUAUUGGAGAAAGAAAGUCUUGGGAACAGGCUCUGGACUACUGCAAGAAGAACUACCAUGGACUGCUGCGUAUUGAGACAGAAGAAGACCUGGAGGUGAUCAAGCAGAAGUUUAAUGGGACUGAUUUUACUGGUCCUGUGUGGGUGGGUCUGAGACAGAGCCGUCUCUUUGGGUUCUGGGUCUGGUCCAAUGGGCUGCCAGUGGGGUGGAGUAACUGGGAGGGAGACAGACAACCUGAACAGCCUCUGUCCAACCAUUGUGGUGCCAUGGCAAUGGAGGAGGGAUACAAGUGGAGUGAUCAGGAUUGUCUGUCCAAACUCUACUUUAUUUGUGAAGAAUAAUUUACAUACGUUUUCCCAUUUAAUUAACUGUCUUUACCAUUCCUCACGUUUUGAUUGAUAUGUGUUUUUUUAGGUAAUUGCUGAUUGAAAUCACAUUUGCAAAUCUGUUUUUAUGUUUUAACAUUUCAGCAUGCAAUGCAAUGUACAAUACACCUUGUCAUUGGUUUAACUUAUCAAAAAUCUUUGAGUAAAAUUGUGUGAUAUUUCAGAUAUUUAAAAAAUGUACACAAUAAAAUGUAGAUAAUUUUGUCAUGUGAUUAAAAUAUUAUAUUCUCUCGUCUUAACAUGUUUGCCAUUAAGCAAACUUGUUUAUCCUAGGUUUACCCAUAGUCAUCCCUAUUGUAACUAUGGGUUACUGGAAUUAAUACUCUAGAUAGCCUAAAUACAAUUAUAUUUAGUUAAUAGUAUCAUGCAUGUUAAAGAUGACUAAGGAAAUAAAAAUGAUAGUAAAGUAAUAUAUUUUAUAUUAUGGAUAUUGUAGGAAUAAUGGAAAUACUGAGUUUGUUUUUCUAUUGUAUCUCUUCUCCCAAUUUCUGUUCCCAACUUGACAAAAAUAAACAAAACAUAAAAUA
Molecule: messenger RNA, 2099 nt
Organism: Oncorhynchus gorbuscha (pink salmon)
Lineage: Eukaryota; Metazoa; Chordata; Actinopteri; Salmoniformes; Salmonidae
Product: secretory phospholipase A2 receptor-like
Exons: 4
Coding region: 433-1527 (364 amino acids)
Source: RefSeq, a predicted model, not a curated record